Messenger RNA from Paraglomus brasilianum, 1515 nucleotides. NCBI's taxonomy places the organism in Eukaryota, Fungi, Glomeromycota, Glomeromycetes, Paraglomerales, Paraglomeraceae. The record is from the annotation of a GenBank genome assembly.
AUGAAGAAUACGCAAGAUCUCUUCAAGGAUAAUGAUGGGUUUAUUCCCUUUGAUGAUAGUAAAAACUCACAAGUAAAUACGAACAGCAGAAAACGAAAACGUGCUGAAUUAGAGGUUAUCACUGUGCUUACCGACGAAGACUAUCCAUGGGUACCCAAGAAUUAUGAUCUAAGUCAGUUUGAUCAUGCGACGGAACUCUUAAACCAAGAAUUACGGGCCUUUGUGGACUAUAUAAUGCCAACCGUCGAAGAGAAGCGAAUGCGAAAAUUUAUUAUCAAGAGAAUAGAGAAUGUCUGUGAAGAGUUAUGGGGGGAGUCGAUGGUUUAUGCAUUUGGCAGUUUUGAUACAAAGUUAUACCUUCCAACUAGUGACAUUGAUCUAGUGUGUUUCUGUUCCUCGUACGACGCUUACAAGCCAGAUCCAACCUUGAAUAGACUGUCUAGAAAACUCAAGAAUGAAGAUAUGUGUCAGGGACCUCCCCAAUCGAUCGCCCGUGCAAAGGUUCCUAUUAUUAAAUGUCAGGAACGAUAUUCUGGCAUAUCUAUGGAUAUUUCGUUCAAUAACAUUUCCGGGUUGGAAUCAGCUCGAGUGGUCAAGGAAUAUUUAAAUACAGUUCCUGCCCUUAAGGAGCUCACGAUUGUAAUCAAACAUUUCCUGAUGUUGAAGAAUCUCCACGAUGCUGCCUUUGGGGGGCUUGGCAGUUAUAGUAUAGUAAUAAUGGUCCUGCAUUUCCUACAAUUACAUCCAUUGAUUCAAAAGGGUUACAUAAAACCAGAAAAAAAUCUUGGAGUGCUCCUCAUAGAAUUCUUCGAGUUCUACGGAAACCAGUUUAAUUACCGAGAUCUUGUGGUUAGCAUACGAGAUGGUGGCAAAUAUUAUCAAAAGAGAGAUUGUCAAUGGACAUCGUUAAAUUUCGCCCAAAUCUGUCUAGAAGAUCCUGCCAAACCAGACAACGAUGUUGCGAGAGCAACAAGAAACUGGUAUGACAUCAAGAAAGAAUUUGGUUUGGCAUAUAUUGACUUGACUGAAAAGGUGGCAAACGUACAGAGCACAUACUUUGAUGAAAAAAGCAAGGGAGUCUCGGAUGAUGAUUUCCCACUAUCUAUAUUGAAAUCAAUAUUACACGUUCCGGCUGAGAUAAGAUCUUCGAGGGAACGGUUACAUGAGGCUUACUCGAAUGGAGCAUUGCAAAAGGCUCUAGGAGUUUCUCAGGAUGAAGAUUUUACAGACGAGUUUUCGGAAACCGCCUUACGAACGAAAGAAGAAAUUAUCAAACGUUCCUUCAUCAAAGAAAUUCGAGAAGUUGAUAACCGAUUGUCUAAUAAUUAUUCUAGCUUCAGAGGUAGACGUUCAUCUGGCAGAGAUUUUGAUUUCCUUGAUUUGGUAGGUUCGACGUCGACUCCGAGAAACAACAAACGGCACAAGAAAAACGGAUCGUAUAAUAAAUACGACUUGCAGAAUCUACCAUUUGUUGCUCUCUCUAGUGAGGAGGAGAACAAUGCGAGUUUUUGGUAA